Lycium barbarum (goji berry) is the source of this 1133-nucleotide messenger RNA. RefSeq lists its product as uncharacterized. The record is from RefSeq and is a predicted model, not a curated record. The transcript has 4 exons. The coding region runs from base 364 to 831 and encodes 155 amino acids. NCBI's taxonomy places the organism in Eukaryota, Viridiplantae, Streptophyta, Magnoliopsida, Solanales, Solanaceae.
UCUUAUUUUACAACAAAACCAAUAAUUUUAUUUAUUUAUUUUUCAGCUAGUAACAAGUUUCAUUUGCAUAAAGUCGGGGCAGUGGGAUCUGCGUUCCCGCCAUUCAAUUCUUUCCCAGCCCGUGAGAGGAGACUCGAUAAAAGCACCAAACUUGUCAUCAUCUAUUCAUCUUAAUCGUUCUCUCAUCUCAUGAAUAUGUAUAUUCGCCACUCCCUCAAUUCAUUGCUAGGGUUCCCCGUAGUGACUAAUUCCAUAUUGCGAUGCUUCUUGUUAUUUAAUUAACGGAAGGUAACUGCAUAUUGCAGAUACAUAUAUAGUGGGCGGUAAUGGUUCUGUUACUUCUGUAGAUUUAGUUCCUCGAUCAUGUGUUGUCAGCUGUUACUUUCGCUGGAGUUAUUGGUAUUGGUAGCCAUAUUAACUGUUUCUAAAUUGUGUGCGGGGACAAAGAUGAAAGAUCAUGCUUACAAAUUAUUACCUGAUCGGAGACAGAGGGACAGCUUAAAUUGGAUGACUUUCGCCACAGCGCUUUGGGCACAUGGUGCAAGGGUGCUAUUAUGUGGUGGCUGGUGGAUGGAUCUCCCUUAUUAUCACAAUUGUCAAAGGUCAAGCUUCAUCUUAGGCCCGAUGAUAUGUCCUAGGGACUCUUUCAACCAGAUACAGCUAUACUUUGUAGCUGCAAGAUUAAGGCACACUGCACCUGUGUCUGAUGUCAUCUUUACAAAGUAUAGUGAUUUUACAGCCAACUGUCUAUUCAAGUCCAAAUCCAUGAGAGCUUCCUUGCUCAGGGUCAUAUGCAAUAUUACUGUUGAGUUUGUACAACAGUAUGGCUAAAGCCAAUGUAUAGCACGUUCAUCAAGUGGGCAGCUAAGGAGAUGGAACACAGGCAAGGCAAGCCACUAAUUGGUCUUUCCACCCGUUCGUGAAAACACUGUUUACAAGAAAGGCAACUUUUGUGCACGUGGCACAAGUUCCCGCUGCAUCGACUCUAGAUGCUAUUCGACCUGCAAUGGAAGCACUAGUUGCAGAUGUCCUUCUACGGCAUCCUGACAUAGAUGUGAAGGUGUCAGUUGCAUCUUGCAUCAGUGAGAUCAUGAGAAUUACAGCUCCAGAGCAACCAUAUGAUGAUAGCAGAA